AUGUCGCCUCCCUCUGCCACUGAGACACUCUACCCAACCAAUGGUGACCAUGUCCCUUCGAAUGAGGCACCUUUGGAGCCUGGCAUAUCUAAGAGUCGAGCUAUGGCGCAGCAAAUCAAGUUCCCGGAGCCUCCUAGCUUCACUAAUAAAUACGAGGAACGCCAUUAUCUCAAGGGCCGUCUUGCAGCGGCUUUUAGAAUCUUUGGCAAAUACGGAUUUGAUGAGGGUGUAGCAGGCCACAUCACUCUCAGAGACCCUGUGGAUCCGUCGACUUUCUGGGUCAAUCCGUUUGGUGUCGCAUUUUCGUUGAUCAAACGAAGCGAUUUGAUUCAGGUGAAUCAUCAUGGGGAAGUUAUCGACGGGGGCAAGACAAAAUUGCUCAACACUGCGGCAUUUAUGAUACAUGGAGCAAUACAUCAUGCCAGACCUGAUGUCCUGUGUGCUGAUAGCUGUGCAUUCUAUGAUGACAUCGCCCAUUACUCAUCUUUCAACGGGAUCGUCCUCGCCGAUACGGAAGGCAAAGAAAUCGCGCGGGCUUUAGGCGGCAAGAAAGCAGCAUUGUUGCAGAACCACGGCCUUUUGACAGUCGGAGAUACCAUUGAAGGGGCAGUCUUCUGGUUUGUGAGCUUGGAAAAAUGCUGUCACGCUCAGCUCAUGGCGGAUGCUGCGGCCGGGGGAAGAGGCCAUCAGACAGUGAAAAUCGACGACGAGGACGCCGCUUUCACAUACAAGACUGUUGGAACCCCAAGAGCAGGCUGGUUCAGUGCGAAACCACUUUUUGACGUCGUUGCGAGGGAGUACAAUGAGGAUUUUUUGGACUAA
Molecule: messenger RNA, 822 nt
Organism: Bacidia gigantensis
Lineage: Eukaryota; Fungi; Ascomycota; Lecanoromycetes; Lecanorales; Ramalinaceae
Exons: 4
Coding region: 1-822 (273 amino acids)
Cellular component (GO): cytoskeleton
Molecular function (GO): actin filament binding
Source: RefSeq, a predicted model, not a curated record